Messenger RNA from Homarus americanus (American lobster), 2730 nucleotides. Its product is annotated as pseudouridine kinase-like. The record is from RefSeq and is a predicted model, not a curated record. Gene Ontology annotation, molecular function: kinase activity. The transcript is spliced from 7 exons. Lineage: Eukaryota; Metazoa; Arthropoda; Malacostraca; Decapoda; Nephropidae. Bases 6 to 992 code for a protein of 328 amino acids.
CCGGGAUGACACACCGAGGCACCAUCAAGCAGAGCUACGGCGGCGUGGGCAGGAACCUCGGGGACGCCCUGGCACGUCUACACUGUCGCCCGUUCCUCAUCUCGGCUGUAGGGGAUGACAACUACGCCCGCGCCCUCACCAACCAUAACCCUCUGCUGGAGAGGCGGGGACUGAAGGUAGUGAAGGAUGCAUCAACAGCAGUGUACUGUGUGGUACUCGACCAACUGGGUGAAGCGCUUUUCGGCGUGGGUGACAUGACCAUCCACGACUACAUCACUCCUACCCAUGUACGACAGUUCGAGGGUGAGAUCAGCAAGUCCCCACUGGUGGUGGUGGACGGCAACCUGCCCCAACUCACCAUCAACUACAUCCUGGACCUGUGUGCCUCCUGCCAUGUCCCAGUAUGGUACGAACCAACAGAUAUCCAGAAGGUGACGAAGCCGUGGUUGGGUGGGCGAGGAGACAACGUUACAUUCACCUCACCUAACAUGAACGAACUUGGUGCUUUGUGUUCUCACCUUGGACUUGAAGUGCCAACAAUACCUGGAAAGUAUGAGGAUCUCCCCCAAAUGCUUCAGCAAGUUCUCACUACUGCCUCUCCACUCCUUCACACCAUGCAUGCCCUCAUGGUUACUCUUGGACCCUAUGGAUUCAUGAUUUUGCGCCGUGCAUCUCCUAAUACUAUGGAUGAUCCUUUAUUGCCUGUGACGGAUAUAUGCCCAAUAACAGUUACACAUGAUGAAGUUGUCGGUCUGCAUUUUCCUGGACCACAAAAUCCCAAAAUAAUAUCAGUGUCUGGGGCUGGGGACUGUUUGGCUGCUGGUUUUAUAGCAGGUAUGCUGAACAAAAAGAGUGUAAGCGAGUGUGGUGCUCUGGGACGGUCUGCUGCAAAACUGUCACUGGCUGCAUCACCAGCUGUUCCCCACACACUUUCACCAGAUGCACUUCCUUGGGGUCACCAUGAAGUUUUCACCACCAUAAAUCGAAGUUAACUAAUAAACAUAUUGUGAUGAAAUUUUCACACAAUAAUUAUUAUUUUUUUUCUACUCAAUCUUCAUAGUGGGAUAAAAUUAAAAUACUGUAAGAAAGGGGUUUUUGGUCAAAAUAUUUCAUAUGGGAGUACUUUUAGGCCUCUUUAAAAUUAAUCCACCAAUUUAGAGUGUCUUGUUACUUCCACUGAACAAAAUGCCUACUCAUGGUUUAAAUUUUUAAACAUAGUUUACAGAUACAGGUAGAGUAUCAACUUGCAACCCAUACAAGGUCUUAAUGUUUCGCAGAACUUUAUUGCUCUUUAUACAUAUUAAAUUACACAUUUCCAUAUCCCAUAUUUUAACUGUUCUUUGCAUAUUACAUAUGAGUAUGUGUGGACCAUAACAUCGUAGGCGCCAAAAAAGAAAAGUUGCAGAAAACAGUAAUCAUGUUUUGGAAAAUGGAACUCUAUCUUUUGAACUAAAUGUAAUGGUGCAAUAAUUUUUGUAACAAAUAUAAGCCUACACACUCAGGAUUAUGUUGCCAUAAUCAUAUAAUAAUAAUCUUGACAUGAUUAUUAGUAAUCACGGAAAUUAUCAUAGCCUUAGCAAUUUAGCGGCUCUUUCUAAAAGGCCAUUGACAUAAUCUUUUUUUCAUACACUGAUGAAAUUACUGCCUGAUUUUCUUUUUCAUGACCAACAAUGAGAACAUGUAUGCAACAUCUGCAACUUGAUGAAAUCAACAGUCCAACUUCAUAUGAGCAACAUGAUGAAAACAACGAUAAUUUUGAUGAUAUAAUCAGUCUUUUUAGCAAAUGGCGAGUGUUUAAAUUUGUUUUGAACACUCUCGAGCAAUUCCCGAUAAGUAUUGUAAUUAUUAAAUCAUUCCAAAUUAUUCUAGUGAAAUAUAGAAAUAAAGAAAAAUAUAUAUACUGUAUCAAGUUAUGAUUUGGCCUUUUACUCGUACUUUUUUUACCUGUGAUGCUUGGGAGGGCCUCUAGGUGUAAGAGGUGCAACCCUGUAAGAUUUUGGAGAGCCUUCAAGCAUCACAGCAGGAAUAUCAAAAAGGGGGCUCCAAGAAGUGGGUGGGGAAACAUGGGGAGCACAGUGAGCCCAUCCCAGCUGAUCAAUGUCAUGGGCAUUUUUAGUUAAUUUUGAGGCCAUGUGCAUUUGGUAUUAGGAGAUAUUCUGAGGUCAAUAGUAAUUACUUUUUACGAUACAAAAACAUCUGAGUACAAUACUGCAUUAAAGAAAAAGUAUUGAAAUUUUCUGAUGAAAAGUGGGGUCCAGUCCCCCAGGAAACCCCUCCCUGGAUCCGCUCCUGCACAGUUACAGAUGUGAGGUUUUCAAGGGCCUCCGAGUACAAGCGCUGACCUGUGAGGUUUUUGAGGACCUCAGACUGCCACAGGUAGACAGACAGACCUAUGAAGUUCUGGAGGGUCUCAGAAUACCUUUAAAAUAUUGAAGGCCUCCAAGCACUACACAGACAUAUGGGGUUUCCGAGAGCCUCCAAAUACCACAGGCGUGAACUUGUGAGAUUUUGGAGAGCCACUGAACACCAGAGGCAGGGACCUCUGAUGUUCAAUAUCGCCUCCGAAAGCCACAGGCACUGAUUUGGGAGGUUCAGAAUCCACUCUGAGCACUAUAGGUACAGACCUGGUAGGUUUGAAUGGGCCUCUAAGAACCACAGGCUUCGAGCUGUUAAACACAUGGUUGAAGAAGGGAAGGGAGGGUAGGAGGGGGGGUGGUAAUCAUCAAGCAG